AUGGUUCUUGCUAUAGCAAGGGCAAAACUAUUUCUUUUGCAAGCACGGCCCCGGCUCCGGCAUCUGGAGUCAAUCCGUGAGGAGGCGCAGGCGAGUCUAUGCAUCGCCGCCAAUCUGAUGAAGGACCACCACGGCGCCAACGACACGGCGUACAAGGCGUACAAAGUGGGCGAUAAGGUGUGGUUGGAAGGGAAGAACGUCAAGACCGUUCGUCCGAAAGCCAAGCUCGACGCCAAACGCUACGGCCCCUUCACCGUCACAGAAGUUGUCGGCAGCGACCCUGAGAAGGCCAUCAACUUCCGGUUGGAUAUUCCGAAGACCUGGAAACGUAUUCAUCCAGUCUUCCACGCCCAUCUCCUGACCCCCUAUGUGGAAACGCCGGAACAUGGUCCCAACUUCCUGCAGAACCCGCCAGACUUGGUCGACGAUGAGGAGGA
Molecule: messenger RNA, 437 nt
Organism: Peniophora sp. CBMAI 1063
Lineage: Eukaryota; Fungi; Basidiomycota; Agaricomycetes; Russulales; Peniophoraceae
Source: the annotation of a GenBank genome assembly